Molecule: messenger RNA, 4429 nt
Organism: Rhipicephalus microplus (southern cattle tick)
Lineage: Eukaryota; Metazoa; Arthropoda; Arachnida; Ixodida; Ixodidae
Gene: smo
Product: smoothened, frizzled class receptor
Biological process (GO): commissural neuron axon guidance; smoothened signaling pathway; pattern specification process
Cellular component (GO): dendrite; plasma membrane; cilium
Molecular function (GO): transmembrane signaling receptor activity; patched binding
Source: RefSeq, a predicted model, not a curated record
CUAUUCCAGCCACUGUACUGUCGCGUAGCAGCGAGCGGGACAAGUGGUUGGUGUUCUGCAUGGAGGAAGGAAAGAACUCUUUCCCUUCCUCCGUGGUGUUCUGUGAGCGGGACGCAAAUUUCAAACAACGUGUGUGGUCUGUUUGUUGCCGUCCUCCGUGGUUUGUUGUCACUUGCUUGCGGUCCUCUGAGGGGCGACGGAACCAUCUCUGUGCCCGUGUUGUUUCGCGAGGGUUCGUCGCAGCCGUGUCAUUGUGCGCGAGUGUUUUUGUUCCCCAUCGAGCGCGGCUCAAUGACAGCGGACGCGUGGUCACUUCCUCGACCCGCCGUCUUCGGUCUGUCGCUCGCUCGACAAUGCGGCUCAGCGGGUCUCUCUCCUCGGUGCUGUGGGUGCUCGUUGCCGCGCACACCGUCGGCGCCGAGCUUCGAUGGAGCGAUGCUCGCUCCAAACGGCACGCAGAUUCCGCUCCGGCGACCAACGCCAGCGACGAAUUCCGACAGCUGGUGAGCGACAAGGGUCGCUCUUCCAAGGGCGCGAGCAGGCACCAUGCGACGCCUCUGGACGCCGAGAAGUGCGCCAGGCCGGCCAAAUGCGAGCCGCUCAUCAACGCCACGUGCUUCGGGGCGCCGCUGCCGUACAGCCACACGACUGUCGAGUUGGCCAACGACUCCUCGUCGCAAUUCGAGAUUCAGGAGCGACUGGACCUGUGGUACGGUCUGCGGCAGAUACCUCGUUGUUGGGCUGUGGUGCAGCCCCUCCUGUGUGCUGUGUACCGUCCCCGUUGUGUGGACGGCCUGGUGACACUUCCGAGCCACGAGACUUGCCGCCUUGUUCGCGCGUUCUGCCGAAUCACCGCACUCAACUCUGAUCGGUGGCCUUUCUUCCUCCGAUGCCAGCAGGAAGGCACCUUUGCAUCUGGCUGCAAGGACACCAUGCGCGAGAUCAAGUUCAACACGACGAGCCGAUGCUUGGAGCCUCUGGUGGGGACACCGCGGGAGACCAGCUGGUACCCUGAGGUGGAAGGCUGUGGCAUUGGCUGCCGACACCCGCUGCUCACCGAGGACGAGCGGACCAGCAUGCGCACCUUUGUUGGUGUCAUCGUUGCUCUCGCCACAGUGGCCUGCCUGUUUGCAGUGUUGACGUUCCUCAUCGGGUGGCGUGAGUCACGCCAGUACCCGAACGUGAUGGUCUUCUACAUGAACCUGUGCCUGCUGCUCAUGUGUGUCGGCUGGCUGGCCCAGUUCCUGCCUGGGGCCCGGGAAGACAUCACCUGCCGCCGAGACGGGACCCUGCGCAGGGGAGAGCCCAGCUCGGGAGAGAACCUGUCGUGCGUGGCCAUCUUCUUCCUCUGCUACUACUUCCUGCUGGCAGCCCUGUGCUGGUUGGUCCUCCUGGCCUACGCCUGGGAGCACCGGCUGCACCAGCAGAGCUCUUCCUCCUCCUCGCUGCUGCAGGCCAAGGCCGCCUACUUCCACCUGGUCGCCUGGAGCGUGCCCUUUGUCCUCUUCAUCAUCGUCAUGGCCCUGGGGCUGGUGGACGGGGACCCGGUGUCUGGCAUAUGUUUUGUCACUGCGGCAAAUCCUCAUGCACGAUCGGCGCUCGUGCUCUUCCCAGUCACAACAGCCUUCUUUGCAGCCGGCUACUUUCUUGUCCGAGAGCUGUACAAGCUUGUUCGUCUCAAAGGUGGCAGAGGGGACAUGAUGAAUGAUCGAGUGCGAGCCAAGAUCCAGAGUAUGAUCCUGCGCAUCGGCCUGUUCCUGGUGACGGCUGUUCUGCUGGUGUCAUGCACCUAUGUCUGCCACAUCUACGAAUUCCGCAAUCAGCCCAUUUGGGAAAGAAGUCUGCGCAAGUAUAUUGCCUGUCAUGCCAACGUGGAGACGGCACAGAGCUCUGUGCCAGAGCUUCCUGCGCGUGCAUGUGAACCGGAUGCUCGGCCAAGCCUGGCAAUGCUGCAGCUCCACCUGGUGGCAUUUCUCGGCUCCUGCCUGGCGCUAGCUUCCUGGGUGCUCACGUCGGCCACGGCCACCACGUGGAGCCACUUUUGGCACAGAACCAUUCUACGACAGCCAUCUGAGGAUCCUCCACGUGUGCAGCGACACAAACUCGUCGCAGAAGCGUUCUGUCGCCGGCACGAGCUGAAUCGGGGACAGGGCUCAAUCAGCUUUCACAGUGCACACGACGACCCGGUCGGGAUGAAUCUGGACAUGAACAGUGUGACAUCACAAGACCUGUCAUCUACUUGGGCCGCAGCACUCCCAGGGUUUCUUCAUCGUCGAGGUGCUGUAGCAGGGCCAAGUGCAGUUCCACCAGUUCGGCGUUACUCAUCAACAUCUGACGUGAGCCGGCAGCUUUCGUUGAGUGUGCGGCGCCAAUCUUUCGACUCACAGAUGAGCUACCAGGUGGCAGCAGAGCAGCAGUGGCUUGCCGCACAACGCGCAAUUGCCCGCCACCAACGCAGAAAGACACGACGCGAGCGUGAACGACUCUUACACAUGGCAGCUCUUCACCGACCCUCACCUUUCCCACACACAGCACCCAUCAGGCGUGGCAGCGACUCAUCCAUGCAAAGCCUGGCAGCCUCGUCGUUUCAACGUGGCCUGCAUGGUGCACCCGCUGUUUCCAAACCAGCAUCUGUGGCUCGAGCCACGAGCACUGGAGACUUGAACCCUGGCAGUGUACUCGCCCAAAACCACUUUUCCCUGCUGAGGCCAUCUGUUGUGGGGCAAAAGCGCAGUGAACUGCUGAUCAACCCACCAUUCACCCAUGGCAUGUCUGAGUCGGGUUCUACACGCAUGUCGAUGCGACGUAGUGUUGCUGGGACAUCUAACCCUGGAGACAACAUCAAUUCAUCUGCUGUGGCAGCGAAUGUGGCUCUUGCCACAGCUCAACCCGGUCCACCCAACCCAGCAGCCCCUCAGAUGCUUCUUCCAGGCUACCCUGCUAUGGCUGCAGCCAAUCCCUAUUCUGCUUACCUGAGCUACCUGAAUGGCCUGCGGCUGCCGGGACACCCUCCACCUGAAACCACCAUACCUCCACCCUUUGGCUAUCCUGGGCCAUUCAGCUACCCGGGCUUUCCUUUCUACCAUCCUGGUUUGUACACAUACGGCCAGGGCUUGGCAUCAUACACUGAACUGGACCAGGCACACACACCACUCAUUCCACUGCAUCCCAUGCCGGACAGUUCAAGCGAGACAGGCUUCAUACCAAUCAUAACAUCAGAUUCAGACUUCACAGAUGCAGGUAUACGUAGUCCGCACAUUUUGUCUGCUCAGCGCAUGGUGGAAGAGCGGGAAAGGGCACUUGCAGCAGCAGCCAUGGCUUCCCCGCCACGACCUCAGACACACCAGGAAACGCAGACAGAACAAAAUAAGGAGACUCUCCUGACACCGACUCCCCUGAGGAAGGCACAGAGUGACCGGCCAGCUGCCAUGCCUGAGGCCAUCGAAAUGCGGGAGAUCAAGUCCGGUCAGUCCAGGCGGUCUAACGCAUCGGCACUGUCCAGGGCAAGAGUAUCGAAAUCUCCUCCUGGACCGGGGGUCUCGUCACAGGCGUCAAAGAGUAACACACCCUUGCACCGGUUCAGUUCUGUGUCUCCACCUGUGGCUCCAUCGCCUGCUGCAUUGUCACCCCUAGCCCAGCAGCAUAGUGACAGCGUGUCACCAAGAUGUCGGGAAGACUACCAAGCCGUCUGUGACCCUUGCAGUAGCAACAACAAUGCUCAGGUGUCGUGGCCUCCCUGCCAUCAGCAGGUGCAUCAAGGCCUGCAGCAUUGUUCUUGCCCAUUGUAUGGCCCUGAGCUGCCACAUGCAUCGUCAUACCUGCACGGAUCCAACAGUGGCUACCAGCAAGGGACACUAUGCAUGGAGCAGUAUUUUCCAGGAAUGGCAUCUGGAAGCACUGAGCCCAACACAUUAGAUUCAACCACAUCCGGCCAUACGAACUCAGACGGUCCACACAGUUGUCACACAUACCUCUUUGCUCCAGCGGAAAACAGUUGUGCAGACGGUGAGCUGCCGAGCUUUACUAGAAAUAACUGUACAGCACAGUGUCCGGAGCAGUGUCAUGCAGCUGUUCCCCAGCCCCAAGAGCAGUUCACCAGUGGCCACAUGGCAGCGCCUUCACCUUCUCAGCAUCCUGCCUUCAGUGGAUGUUGUGAGACUUCGUCACACCAACAGAACCUCAGCAGCACCCCACAAGGUCUCACAGAGCCAGGGUUUGUGUCUAGGUGACUUUUCAAGUCUCUUUCUUUGUUGCAACUUCAUCUCAUUCAACUCAUCUUAUUGCACAAGAAGGAAAAUAGUCAUCUGUGCUGUGUAGCUUCAAGAACAGUGGCUGCUAUUCAGACAUAUGUUGAUUGUUGUGUAGUUUAACAUUACUGUGAUGCUUUAUAUGCUGUGCUGGACACAAUAAAAUUUCAUCCAGGAAGUUU